AUGCUUUUUGUGGAUAAGGAGCACAUCAAAGACACCUUGAGAGACUACUGUGUACAGGAAGGGUUUGCCUUAGUUGUUAAUAGGUCAAAAGAGCUUAGGUACACAACAGUUUGUGCUGAUGAAAGGUGUCGUUGGAGAAUCCAUGCUGCUAGGCUAGCAGAUGGACAUACAUGGGCCAUUAAAACCAUGAAGCAAAAGCACAAUUGUGAUUUGAAUUUAGUUACUAAUCCUACGGUCAACUGUGAAUGGGCUGCUAGAAAAUUAUUGGAGGAUAUUAGAGCAAAUGUGGACAUUAGAGGGAAAACUAUGAAUGACUUGCUGUGGGAUAGAUAUGGUGUGAGAAUGGCAACUUCCACACUUUAUAAAAUGAAAGAUAAGGCAAUAAAAUCAUCCAAGGGGGUCAUGAUGAUUCCUACACAAAUCUACCAACCUACUUUCAAAGGCCUAAUAGAUGGUUGUAGGGGUUUGGUUGGUGUUGAUGGCACUCAUCUUAAAGGGAAUUUUGGAGAGAUUUUAUUGUCUGCUGUCUCAUUGGAUGGAAACAAUGAGAUAUUUCCUGUAGUUGUUGCUGUGGUGGAUUAUGAGAACAAGACAUCAUGGAGUUGGUUCUUCCAUCAUCUAAAGGCAGCCUUGACUGCAAGUGGAAGGUCAGACUGGACCAUUAUGUCAGAUAGGCAAAAGGGCAUUGAUCCUAGCUUAGAUCAAGUUUGGCCAAAGGUGCCUAGAAGAUAUUGUGCAAGACACUUGUGCGAAAAUUUCAAGACUGAUUAUCCAGGAGUUUUGAUGCACAAGCUCUUUUGGUCAGUUGUGAAGUCAUGUUCUCAAUGGACCAAAUGGAAGUUUGAUCCUACUCUCUGCAAUGAUGAAGUGACAAACAAUUUUGUGGAGAGUUUUAACUCCACAAUAGGUGUUAGAAGAAUUGCAAUGGUAAGGCAUGCUACUAGACAACACCUAUCUCAGCAAUGGGUAGAACCAUGUAUAUGUCCUAACAUCAGAGAGGGUGAGAUAUUUGACAAAAGAGUCUAG
Messenger RNA from Beta vulgaris subsp. vulgaris (sugar beet), 1026 nucleotides. RefSeq lists its product as uncharacterized. Gene Ontology annotation, molecular function: transposase activity; DNA binding. The transcript is spliced from 5 exons. The coding region runs from base 1 to 1026 and encodes 341 amino acids. The record is from RefSeq and is a predicted model, not a curated record. Gene Ontology annotation, biological process: DNA transposition. NCBI's taxonomy places the organism in Eukaryota, Viridiplantae, Streptophyta, Magnoliopsida, Caryophyllales, Amaranthaceae.